Molecule: messenger RNA, 991 nt
Organism: Moneuplotes crassus
Lineage: Eukaryota; Ciliophora; Spirotrichea; Euplotida; Euplotidae
Source: the annotation of a GenBank genome assembly
ACUAGUAAAGAUUAUUAAAAUCAAUAUGAACAGUCAGCAGAACAUUGACCAGCAGAUCGGUAUUGGCUCAGAAGAACAGACAAAGUUGGAACAUACUCCAGGAUCUUUCCAAGCUUCAUAUAUUGAUGUCAUUGCCGCAAUGCCUGGUUCAGAAGAUAAAGAAUUAAUCAAAAAUGUCAGAGUAGACAAAGAUAUCAACGGCAACAUCCUUGUCUCCACAGUUUGCAGAAGACUCGUCGAACACGGCUUCAAUGUGACAGGAAUGAGGGUAUCCUACUAUUCUCCCAUUGAACAAAUGUAUAUUUUUGCUGGGAAAGACCCGAUCCCUCUUGAGAAAGAUGGAAUAUCAGUGAACAACCUCAGCAACAACAGACUCACUUUGAAGUUCAGGCCUGGUCAAGAUAAUAGUCCUAAAGGGAUGCCACCAGCUCCUGUCUUAGAGAAUCAGCCUUCAUCAUACAGUCAGAAUCCAGAAGGCCAGAUAGGAUUCACAGGAACUGGAAUGAAUAUGAUGCAUCAGGCACCUCCUGUGCAGGCUCCACCACCAAUCCCAACACCUCCUCCUGUUCAGAAUACUCCUAUGUCCUCUGGGCCAACACUAGACAUUGAGGAGAAAGAGAAGUCAGACUCUCAAGAUCAGAGCAACAUGGAAAUUUGGAGUUCCGCCAAAGCCAAUAGAAGAACCAAGGAAAGGAAGAUUUCCUUCGUCAUUGAAAAAGUUUCUAUGUGGAGAAAACUCUACAACGGUAUCCAAGACAACACUGGCAAAAUUGUUAGAUACAGUUUGGAAGACGCUGCUAAGAAAGUGGGAAUUAGUAAGAAAUCCCUUGAUGAUUAUCUCCUCCAACUAAGAUACGGCAAGAAAUACGGCUUUGACUUCAACGAACACAAGGAAGCUAAGAUUGGUAUCCUCAGAGCAUUCGUCAAGAAGAAGAAGCAAGAAGAAAAAGACAAACAAAAAGGCAAAAUGGACGCUCUUUCCGAUUAAUUC